Molecule: messenger RNA, 1650 nt
Organism: Meira miltonrushii
Lineage: Eukaryota; Fungi; Basidiomycota; Exobasidiomycetes; Exobasidiales; Brachybasidiaceae
Product: putative monosaccharide transporter
Exons: 1
Coding region: 1-1650 (549 amino acids)
Biological process (GO): carbohydrate transport; transmembrane transport
Cellular component (GO): plasma membrane
Molecular function (GO): carbohydrate:proton symporter activity
Source: RefSeq, a predicted model, not a curated record
AUGCAAGUGCAUUCACACGCUCAAAUCACUUUACCUGCCAUGCUCUUGGGUGUUGGUAUUUGUGUUGGUGGUUUCUUGUUCGGAUACGAUUUGGGUGUUAUCUCUGGUUGUUUGAUCAUGGAACCUUUUAUUCGUGUGAUGGGUGUUUAUGAUCCUACAGCUAUGCUCGCAGAUUCAGAAGGAUACCUUUUAUCAGCUAAUCGUCAAUCAUUGAUCACUGCUCUUUUGAGUGCAGGUACUUUUUUUGGUGCUUUAGCUCAAGCCCCUAUUUCGGAUUUUAUGGGUCGUCGUAAAAGUAUGUUGGUUUGGGCAAUCACAUUCUCGAUUGGUGCUAUUAUUCAAACUACUUCAGGUGAAAGUGCAAAUACCGCUGCCAAUGUAGGUCAAAUCGUCGCAGGUCGUACGAUCGCAGGUUUGGGUGUUGGUGCUUUGAGUGGUUUGGCUCCUCUUUAUUUGGCAGAAACAGCUCCAAAAGCAAUUCGUGGUGCAAUGGUUUCAUGUUAUCAAUUAUUCAUCAUCGCCGGUAUUUGCGUUUCUUACUGCAUUCUUUACGGAACAUACACAAUCAAAACAUCUUCAGCUUGUUGGCGUAUUCCUGUCGCAUUGCAACUUCUUUGGGGUUUAGUUUUGAUCGUCAUCAUGUUGGCCUUGCCUGAAAGUCCUCGUUGGUUAUUGCAAAAAGAACGCGCUCCAGAAGCAAGAAAGGUUAUGGCAAGGAUGCGUGGUCUUCCAUUAGAAGGAGGAGAUGCUGCUCCUGCUGCACGUCAAUUGAUGGAAGAAGAUGUUGAAGAAAUGUUGGAAGGUAUUCGUGAAGAAGCACGUACGUUUGAAGGAUACAAUUACCUCACUGGUUACAAAUUAUGCUUCUCCACUGAACAACAAAUGUGGCGUAGAACAUUGACAGGAUGCAUGCUUCAACUUUUACAACAACUUUGUGGUCAAAAUUUCUACUACCUUUACGGUCCUACCCUUUUCACUCAAGCAAAUGUUCCUCUUGAACCAUUAUUGAUCCAAUUGAUCUUUGGUGUUGUUUCAUUGAUUUGUACCGUUCCUGCACUCUUGAUGAUCGAAAAGGUUGGUCGUCGUAAAUCAUUGGUUUGGGGUGCUAUUCUCCAAGCAAUUUGUGCAUUCACAGUUGCUUUCGUCGGACAUUAUGGUCUUCCCCACGGAAAGAAUGCAAAGGCUACAACUCCUUCACAAAAGUCAAGCGCAAACGCAUUUAUCGCAUUCGCAGUCUUGCAUUUGGCCUUUUAUAGUAUGUUCUGGGGUCCAACACCAUGGAUCUUCUGCAGUGAAAAUUUCCCUCAACAUUUGCGUGCAAAGGCAAUCUCUUUGUGCAGUGCAACAAAUUGGAUUUGGAAUUUCUUAUUGUCUUUCUUCUCCAACAAGAUUUCCGACAAGUAUGGUACGUUCAUCAUGUUAAUCUUUGGAAGCGUUUUAGUCUUCGCAGCAAUCUUCUCUUACCUUGUCGUUCCUGAAUUGAAAGGAUUAUCAUUGGAACAAGUUAAUGAAAUGUACGAAGACAAGAAGUUGAAGCCUUGGAACUCAGGUAAAUGGCAACCUCAAACUGGUCGUGAUACCAACCGUAGCGCUAUUGGUUUAAGUCAUAUUCUCAAACUUGGUACCAAGAAACAAUCGCAAGUUCUUUAA